This is a messenger RNA of Pogoniulus pusillus (Red-fronted tinkerbird), 2895 nucleotides long. It is a transcript of the gene SLC16A1, whose product is annotated as solute carrier family 16 member 1. The transcript is spliced from 5 exons. Bases 126 to 1628 code for a protein of 500 amino acids. Gene Ontology annotation, molecular function: monocarboxylic acid transmembrane transporter activity. The record is from RefSeq and is a predicted model, not a curated record. Gene Ontology annotation, cellular component: plasma membrane. NCBI's taxonomy places the organism in Eukaryota, Metazoa, Chordata, Aves, Piciformes, Lybiidae. Gene Ontology annotation, biological process: transmembrane transport; monocarboxylic acid transport.
CCAUCCCCCCGCCCUCCGUAGCCCUCCGCCCUUAUAGCGGCGGGGGCGGGGGAGGGAGCACUCGGCCGGCGGCGGCACGCGCAGGUUUUUGAACCCCCACUGAGUCAUCACCAGCUUGGUUCAAGAUGCCACCGGCCGUCGGAGGCCCAGUGGGAUACACUCCUCCUGAAGGAGGGUGGGGAUGGGCUGUGGUCAUCGGAGCCUUCAUCUCCAUUGGGUUUUCCUAUGCCUUCCCCAAAUCCAUCACUGUGUUCUUCAAAGAGAUUGAGGUCAUCUUCAACGCAUCCAGCAGCAAAGUCUCAUGGAUCUCCUCCAUCAUGCUGGCUGUGAUGUACGCGGGAGGUCCCAUCAGCAGCAUCCUGGUGAACAAGUAUGGCAGCAGGCCCAUCAUGAUCGCAGGCGGCUGCCUCUCGGGCUGCGGGCUGAUUGCAGCCUCCUUCUGCAACACGGUGGAGGAGCUCUACUUCUGCGUGGGGGUCGUGGGGGGCCUUGGACUUGCAUUUAACUUGAACCCAGCCUUAACCAUGAUUGGCAAAUACUUCUUCAAGAAGCGCCCCUUGGCCAAUGGGCUGGCCAUGGCAGGCAGCCCUGUCUUCCUCUCCACCCUGGCACCCGUCAACCAGCUCUUCUUUGGCAUAUUUGGCUGGCGUGGCAGCUUCCUCAUCCUCGGUGGUCUCUUGCUGAACUGCUGUGUCGCUGGGUCCCUGAUGCGGCCCAUUGGCCCCAAGCCAGAUCAGCUGAAGAAAGAGGCCAAUAAGGAGGUGCUGCAGGAAGCUGGGAAGGUGGUGAAAAAGGAUGAUGGUGACACCAGCACAGACCUCAUUGGUGGGAAGGCCAAAAAACAGAAGAGCACACUGUUCCAGACAAUCAACAAGUUCUUGGACCUGUCCCUGUUCACGCACAGAGGCUUCCUGCUCUACCUGUCAGGCAAUGUGAUCAUGUUCUUUGGGCUCUUCACCCCCUUGGUCUUCCUCAGCAAUUAUGCAAAGAGCAAGAAGAUUGCUAACGAGUCUGCAGCCUUCCUGCUCUCCAUCCUGGCCUUUGUUGACAUGGUGGCCAGACCUUCCAUGGGACUGGUGGCAAACACCAAGUGGAUCAGACCCAGAGUCCAGUACUUCUUUGCCAUCUCUGUGAUUUACAACGGGGUCUGCCACCUCCUGGCCCCCAUGUCCACCACCUACGCUGGCUUCUGCAUCUAUGCUGGCUUCUUUGGCUUUGCCUUUGGCUGGCUGAGCUCAGUCCUCUUUGAGACCCUGAUGGACCUGGUGGGAGCUCAGCGCUUCUCCAGUGCUGUUGGCCUGGUGACCAUUGUGGAGUGCUGCCCUGUGCUGCUGGGACCACCUCUGCUAGGGAAGCUCAACGACAUGUAUGGUGACUACAAGUACACAUACUGGGCCUGUGGGGUCAUCCUCAUCAUCUCUGGGAUCUACCUCUUCAUCGGGAUGGGCAUCAACUACCGCCUGGUGGCAAAGGAGCAGAAGGCAGAGGAGAAAGCAAAGAAGGAAGGGAAGGAGGAGGAGACCAACGUGGACGAGGUUGAGAAGCAGAAAGAGGCAAACAACGACGUGACCCCCUCGCCUCAGAAGAGCACGGAGGACGGAGUCAAAGAGGAGGAGAGCCACAUGUGAGGGACCGGUGUCAAUCCCGGAGCGUCGGGGAAGCGCCACUGCCCUGGCGCGGCGGUCGGGGCGGUGCUCCGCUGGCCUGGGCAGCUGUGAGAAGUGUUUAAACCAGGGGUUCAUUUUAACCAGGCUCUGAAUUGUCUUUCCAUCUGUGUUCAACAAAGGUGUCAGGGCUAUGCACGCAGUAUCCUCGUGUCGGGGCAGGGGGGCUUUUAUACCGGGGCUUUUUAACAGUAACAUGAAUGUACUAAUCCGUGCCUUAAGCUGAACCUGCACCAGCCUUAGCUCUAAGCCGUGCUUUAGCUCUGUAUUCUGCUGGGGGGGUGGGGUUUGGGGGGGUGUCUGCCUGUGUUUUGUGGGAGUUCUGUUGUUAAAAAGCCAUAAAAAGCAGGAUACUGGAUUUGUUGAAGCAUGAUGGGUUUCGGGGCCAGCCCUGGAUGAAUCCUGCUUCACACGCUUCUUACUGCAAGCCCUCCGUGGAGGGGGGAGCUGGGCAUGGGGCAGGGUGGUCUUUGCCCCUGUGCCUCCUGCCUCUGUAGGUGGUCUUUAGGUAUGUUUUGAAAACACUUUAGCUACUGUAGUUCUUAAAUCCCUCUUCUCUAGCUGUGCUCUCACGGGAUAUUCGGGUUGGAGACAGAUGGCUGUGGCUCACGCUGGGCAGCGCUGCCCGGCCCCUGCAGCCCAGCCCUCUGUGGAGUGGGCUGGGAUCCUCCUGCUCCCCAGCUCUGCCCUGGCAGUGCCUCUUGCCAGCCCAGCUGUGAGUGUCAUGAUAUACAUGUGACCCUAGGGCCUUGGCUGCUGGUGCUGGGUUUUGGGACUUCCAGCCCUGGUCCUGCUUGCCCCAUCCCUCUCACGGGCGGGCAUCCAGCAGAGCAUCCCUGCGCUCGUUUAAUCCCUGUGCCAAUGGAUCCCACCCAGAUGGGUAUUUGGGCAGAGCAGAGGGGUGGAGGUGGGUGGAGCUGGUACAUCUGUGAGACCAAGCCUUCUGCUUUCGCUCUUCUAUCCCUUAGAGUAAACCUCUUUUACUUGCUUCUGUUCAACUGAGACCUUAAGGCGGCCGAUGCCGAACCACUCAUCUAGGACAUGGAAGGGGGAGGAAAGAAUUUGUACGUAUUUAUUUUUUACUUUUUAGUGCUGGAAAAUAUCUCAACGUACGUGGAGCAGGUUUCAUGGCUCUCAAGUUCUAGUAAAUGUUGAUCAGAAAUGAUGUUAAGAGGCUGAGGUUUUGUUUUUGGUUUUUUUUUUUUCAAAUAAACUACCUUUUUUUUUUUUU